Molecule: messenger RNA, 1680 nt
Organism: Talaromyces rugulosus
Lineage: Eukaryota; Fungi; Ascomycota; Eurotiomycetes; Eurotiales; Trichocomaceae
Exons: 8
Coding region: 1-1680 (559 amino acids)
Biological process (GO): amino acid transport; transmembrane transport
Cellular component (GO): membrane
Molecular function (GO): transmembrane transporter activity
Source: RefSeq, a predicted model, not a curated record
AUGGGUCUAAGUUCAAGGAAACAGGUUCCAAUUGGUUUUGCUCAUAGAAGCGACCAAGUGAAAACUCCGGCCAUUGAUAGCACACCAGUCCAGCCACCUCCCCCAGACAUGGCUACAAUUCAUGAUGAUGACGAGCGGCUCCUAGCACGGAUCGGUUAUAAACAGGAACUGCGUCGCGAGUUUUCAAAAUGGUCCACAGUAUCGUAUGCCAUCUCGAUCCUUGGCGUACUGGGUUCAGUCCCGGCCACUUUUGCAUCACCUCUUGCUGCUGGAGGGCCUGCUACUGCAGUGUGGUGCUGGUUCAUCGGUUCGUGCAUGGCAAUGUGUAUCGGUAGUUCUGUGGCAGAGCUAGUAUCAGCGUAUCCAACAGCGGGAGGCAUGUAUUUUGUCACAAAACACGUUGUGCCAAAAGAUCAAGUCGCCAUAUUUGCUUGGGUUCAGGGAUGGUGCAAUUUGCUGGGCCAGACGGCGGGUGUGUCGAGCGUUACUUAUACAGUCAGCCAGAUGUUGCUCGCCUGUGCAAGUAUGAACUCGACUUAUGAAGAUGGGCAAUAUUCCUACUCGCCAACGGCAGCCCAGACGGUGUUCGUGUCAAUUGGACUCUUAUGUGUUAUGGGAGUGAUUUGCUCCCUGACGACAAAAAACUUGCAUCGGAUUGUCUUUUGGUUCGCCCCAAUCAAUAUUUUGGCAACCAUUGGUAUCUGCGCUGCAAUUUUAACUUUGACCCCUGAGAAGCAGUCUGCAGAAUGGGUAUUUACCCAUGUGACUGAUGGUUCUGGAUGGGGAUCCAGAGUUUUUUCCUUUCUUCUCGGCUUUUUGUCUGUGGCCUGGACGAUGACUGACUAUGAUGGAACAACCCAUAUGUCAGAAGAAACUCAUGAUGCAGCCAUUCAAGGACCGAUUGCCAUUAGAUCAGCCGUGCUUGUCUCGGGCAUACUCGGUUGGAUUUUAACAGUAUCAAUGUGUUUCUGCAUCAACGACCUGGAUGCCAUUCUAAAAAGCCCGACUGGAAUGCCCGCCGCGCAGAUUUUCCUCAACGCCGGUGGUCGAACUGGUGGUACAAUCAUGUGGUUCUUUGUGAUCCUCGUACAAUUCUUUACUGGGUGUUCUGCAAUGCUAGCAGAUACUCGCAUGGCGUAUGCUUUUGCUCGGGAUGAGGCCCUGCCGUUUUCAAAACUGUUAGCAAAUGUUAACGAGUAUACACACACUCCUGUCAAUGCCGUCUGGUUUGUUGUGAUAUUUAGUAGCGCUCUAAACCUGAUUGCAAUUGGGUCGACCGAGACAGCCACGGCAAUAUUUAACGUCACUGCACCUGCGUUGGAUGUUUCUUACAUCUCUGUUAUUCUAGCCCAUAUGAUUUACAGACAUCGAGUGAAGUUUAUCGAAGGGCCAUUUACUCUUGGAAGAUGGGGUACACCGAUUAAUAUCAUAUCUGUUACGUGGGUGAUUUUUAUCAGCACCGUGCUGUUCUUCCCUCCUACUAAGCCCGUCACCGCGGCCAAUAUGAACUACGCUAUAUGUGUCGCUGCGUUUAUCGCCAUAUUUUCCUUGUCCUGGUGGUGGCUAGCAGCAAGAGAUAAAUAUACCGGACCUCGCACAAAGGAAAUGAUCGAAUCGCUUCCGGAGGACGAUUAUGACGACUUUCUCAGCGAUGGCCAAACAAGUCUAGAUGGUGCUUAA